GCUCACUGUGCCUCUCUACUCAGUAUUAGAUAGAUCACAGAUUCUCUAGCUUCAUCACUGGACAGCACAUUGCGUCUCUGGGUUCGGCAGUGGAUAGCUCUGGCUUCAGCACUGGACAGCUCACAGCGUCCUUGGAUUAAGCACUGGACAGCUCAAGGUGUCACUGAAUUCAGCACUGGACAGCUCACAGCGUCACUGAAUUCAGCACUGGACAGCUCACAUCGUCCCUGGAUUCAGAACUGGACAACUCACAGCGUCCCUGGAUUCAGAAUUAGACAGCUCACAGCGUCCCUGAAUUCAGCACUGGGCAGCUCACAGCAUACUCAGCUCUGGACCGCAUAUACACAGAUUUUUGCACCGUACAGAUCCGUAGGAAUCAGCCCGAUCACACAGUGGUUCGUACGGGAGAUGACUGUAUAUAUCCUUCAGCUAUGGCAACGUUACUGCUCCUAGUUCAAUAAUUCUAACAUAGCGCUCUAAACACUGACAGUAGUCAGACAGCAAAGGCACUUAUUUCAUUCCAUGGACUGUGGCAAUACCUCAAUCCACACCCACCAUAAAGCUGCUCUGCACCCAUUGGUUGCAAGCAAGGGCAUAGCUCAUUAAAUAUUUAGCAGCUUCUUGUGGUCUGUGGCUGAGAACGCUGAAGCCUGACAAUGCUGCUAAGGGAAGGGAAGAGGAGAGAGGUGGAGGAAGAAUAAACUACGAGGAUUGAUACAGCCAUGAGCAAUAUCAAACCAUAGGAGUGUGGGAUGCUGAACAGCACACGGGAGCUAGAGAAGUGAGACCAGCUCUAAGCAAAGUUGUUAUGGAAAGGAUACAAAAGGGGGAAAAUAGUGUCUGAUGGUAAGGAGAGCAUAUCAAGCUGCAUCAGCGAAAGGAAGCAGACAGGACGCAAAGCUUAGCAAACAACUAAUAAGCAUUCCCAAAAGGCGAAGAGGAGGGGAGGGGGUAUUUAAAGACAAGAUGGAAAAGCCCAGUACUUGAUGCAAACAGUAAAAAUAAAGUUAAGAACGUAGUGAGAAAAGGGCAUUUUAAUGUUACAUAGCAUUAACUGCAUAUUUCUAUCUGGAGCAUCCAGUGGUCUUCAGGGGACUAGAACAGUAAAGACUCUCAAGGGACAGUAGUGUUCCCCCCUGAACAUAACCCUGAAGCAGGUGUAAAACUCUCCUGGUGUACCGCUAGUUAGGCUGCAGCUACUGGAUAUCGGGUAUACAAAAUACCAUCAACAAUGCAUUCCUAAACCUGCUUUCAGCUUUUAUUGCGAGGAAUGUAUGUGUCAGUACUCAGAACAGAUCAUGUUUGGAUAUAAAAAGCAAUGAAAAGCUGUUAUGCAAGGAGCAUGACUCAAGCGAUCGAGGAAAACACACAUUGAAAACGGACUAUCCAAGGAAUAUGCAUCUCCCUGUGCUUGCAGUACUGCUGCCAAGGUACACCCAGCUCUGACAUGCUUUCAUCCAACAGGAACAAAAUGCACAAGGCGUAAAUCUCUACUCAGUAAAUAAAGUCUAAAUUAUAGUUGGGUUGCGGCUACCUGGCGCUUAAGAAAUCGUAUUAGGGCUGCUGCGUGCAAGAGACGGGGGACAAAGAAGACUAGAGAUGGCUGAUUGUGACCUGUACUGAGGAUGGAGACAGAGCCUGGUCAUUUCCUCGUUUACCUGAUUCUCCUUUCAUCUGUAGGAUUUUACCCUGUAGGAGCUGCACAGAGAGGAAGUAACAAUGGAGAAGCUCUGCCAGAAUCCCUGCCUUCUGCCCCUGGUACCCUUCCCUACUUCCAGAUGGAGCCUGAAGAUGCCUACAUCAUCAAAAGCAAUCCUAUCAAUCUCCGCUGCAGAGCUAUUCCUGCCCUUCAGAUCUUUUUCAAGUGUAAUGGAGAAUGGGUCCAUCAGAAUGACCACUGGUUUGAGGAGAGUAUUGAUGAAGGCACAGGUCUCAAGGUACUAGAAGUUCUUAUUAAUGUGACCAGGCAGCAAGUAGAGGAUUUCCAUGGAUCUGAGGACUACUGGUGCCAAUGUGUUGCUUGGAGCAAUCUGGGCACCUCCAAGAGCAGAAGGGCAUCUGUGCGAAUAGCUUACUUGCGCAAAAACUUUGAACAAGACCCUCAAGGAAAAGAAGUCCCCAUUGAAGGAAUGAUUGUCCUACACUGCCGGCCACCAGAGGGGGUGCCCACAGCAGAGGUUGAAUGGCUUAAAAAUGAAGAACCAAUUGACGCCCAGCAAGAUGAAAAUAUUGACACAAGAGCAGAUCAUAAUCUUAUCAUACGGCACGCCCGUCUGUCUGAUUCCGGAAACUACACAUGUAUGGCGUCUAAUAUUGUCGCUAAAAGGCGGAGCACAUCAGCCACAGUGAUUGUAUAUGUGAACGGAGGGUGGUCGUCCUGGCUAGAGUGGUCAGCGUGUAGUGUUAACUGUGGCCGCGGGGUGCAGAAACGUUCAAGGACCUGCACCAAUCCAACACCUCUAAACGGCGGAACCUUCUGUGUAGGGUCAUCCAUGCAAAAAAUCAGCUGCACAGUACAGUGCCCUGUGGAGGGAAAGUGGUCGGAAUGGAGCGAGUGGUCCGUCUGCAGCCCAGAGUGUGAACGCCAGCGUGAAAGGGAGUGCACAGUACAUGCCGCAACACAUGGGGUAAAGCCAUGCGAAGGGCUGAGCCAAGAGUCUGAAAACUGCACAGAAGGACUGUGCAUUCAAGGCGCUGAGAGUGCUAGUGACAUUGCCCUGUACUCUGGCCUGGGAGCUGCUGUCAUUGCCGUGGCUGUGCUGGUGGUGGGGAUUACAUUGUAUAGAAGGAGCCAGAGCGAGUAUGGUGUGGAUGUUAUUGAUUCGUCUGCCCUGACAGGAGGCUUUCAGACUUUCAAUUUCAAAACUGUUCGACAAGGUAAUUCCCUUUUAUUGAACUCAUCUCUUCAACCUGACUUAACAGUGAGCAGAACCUACAGUGGUCCGAUUUGUUUCCAGGACCCAAUGGACAAAGAGCUAAUGACUGAGUCUUCAAUAUUUAACCCUCUAACAGACAUCAAGGUCAAGGUGCAAAGUUCUUUUAUGGUGUCACUGGGUGUGACGGAGAGGCCAGAAUUCCACGGGAAGAUGCUUUCAGGGACUUUUCCACAUGGGAAUAACAGGUGCUUUGGUACCUUACAUAGCCGGAAUAAAACUCCCUACAUUCAGAACCUGUCAUCUAUUUCAUCCAAGCCAGAAAUGAGAGUAUGUGGGCUUUUUGGCCAUCAAGGAGGUCGAUUGGUGAUGCCUAAUACAGGGGUGAGCCUGUUGAUCCCACAUGAGGCGAUUGCAGAAGACAACUCAUGGGAAAUCUAUCUGUCAGUCAAUCAAGGGGAACCAAGCUUGCAGCUGGAAGGAUCGGAGGUCCUCUUAGGACCUGAGGUCACCUGUGGACCGCUUGAUAUGACCUUCUCUACUCCUGUGGCCUUAACCAUCCCACACUGCGCUGAAGUCAGCUGCGAGCACUGGCAUGUCCGACUCAAAAGAAGAUCACAACAGGGCAAAUGGGAGGAGGUGAUGUCCACAGAUGAUGAAACCACCUCAUUUUACUGCCUGUUGGAUCCCUUUGCUUGCCAUAUAUUAAUGGACAGCUUUGGCACUUAUGCUUUGGUGGGAGAACCUCUCACAGACUGUGCAGUAAAGGAGCUCAAGGUGGCUGUGUUUGGCUGUAUGUCCUGCAACUCUCUGGAUUACAACCUGAGGGUUUACUGUGUGGAUAACACCCCAUGUGCAUUCCAGGAAGUGCUUUCCGAUGAACGGCAUCAAGGUGGACAGCUGUUGGAAGAACCAAAGUUGCUUCAUUUCAAGGGUAAUACCUUCAGCAUCCAGAUUUCUGUUCUCGACAUCCCUCCCUUCCUUUGGAGGAUCAAACCAUUUACUGCAUGUCAGGAGGUCCCUUUUUCCCGCGUCUGGUGCAGUAACCAGCAGCCACUGCACUGUGCCUUUUCUUUGGAGCGAUAUACGCCGGCCACCACUCAGCUGUCCUGUAAGAUCUGUGUCAGGCAGGUGAAAGGACAUGAGCUGAUUCUUCAGGUCCAAACAUCAAUUCUGGAGAACGAGCGAGAGACCAUAGCUUUCUUUGCACCGGAAGACAGCAAUUUCCUGGCACACACUGGUCCCAAAGCCUUCAAGAUCCCACACUCCAUAAGGCAAAGGAUAUGUGCAACGUUCGACACGCCUAGCUCUAAAGGAAAGGACUGGCAGCUGUUAGCGCAGAAGCUUUCCAUAAACAGGAACUUGUGCUACUUUGCAACAAAGAACAGUCCAUCUGCUGUCAUCUUGGACCUGUGGGAAGCACGGCACCCUUAUGAUGGAAGUUUGGAUUCUUUGGCAUGUGCACUAGAGGAGAUAGGGAGGACACAAACCAAACUCUCACUGGUAACAGACGCUCACACAGAGGAUCCAGACUUCAGCUACAGCAGACAGAAUGGACUUUGAGAGGUUAUGCUUUGCUGGUUUGUAGAGGCCAGUCUACGAUAUGGAUUCCAGUCUUUUUUUGGAAAGACGGAGAAGACAGGAGAAUAGACCGACAUCAUCAUUGUCCCUACUUCAUAAAAUGAGGAUAUGGAGAUAUUGAUGAUAAAGACAGCAGGGCUGAGGAAAUAUUACUUCUCUCUGAAUCAGCUGUACAUUCUAUAAAAGGAACCUUAAUUGUGCAAAAAGGUUUUCAGAAAAAGCCAUCUACCAGCGAGGGAAUUUGGAGGCAUAGACGCUAAAAGCUUUCCCUUUCUCUGUGGUCUAUAAAAAGACCUACCUUUAAAAAGAAUGUGGUCUUUGGUUAUUUAAAUCAGCAUUUCAAGGUCAGGUAGAAAAAUAGAGAUUAAUUAUCACAUUAAAGGACACCUUAAACUGUAUAAUGAUGCUAAGUAGCACCCCUUCUGUAUACAGCUGCCCCAAGCUGCUUUGCCUUAGAGAGAAUAGAAUGCAAUAGCCAACACAAAUGAUAAUCCUUGGCAUGUAGAUUUUGUGUGAUGUCUCUGCAGAACUGAAUCUCAUUGUACAAUGCGACUGGUGACAAAUUUCCUACGUUGCCAGUACCAGCAUCUGUUAGCCAGAGUCAGUGUUGCCCGAGUUUGCAUUACUUUUGCGAAAGUGUCUUUCAGACAGUUUGUAAAUAUGUUGUGCAGUGUAGUCAGCUGUCAAUAGAAUGGGAAUCAAAUAACAAACCAAAAUAAAGUUAUAUUCAAUUAAAAAUUUUUACCCUCUCCUACUCAGUGUGGAGACAGCCAUAUUGUGGCAGAACCAUUUUCCAGAGACUACAACCUCUAGAUUCCUAGAGCUGGUGACAUCCAAUAAGCACAAAUAACUUCAUGCCUUGGUGAUGUCUCCAGCUCCUAGUGAAUUGAGAAGGUAGAAUAUUUGCUUCUGCCAAAUAAUGACCAUCCAUCGUGCCCUUUAAAAUUGUCCGUAAUGAGGGUCGAACAGUUACGUGACAAUUUGCUGUUUUGAUGUCAUUUGCCACAUAAUUAUGUUAAAGGGUCCUCAAAGAAGUCCUCAGAAAGUCUAUUAUUUUCUGUUUUUAAUGAAAAUGUAGCAUCCCCUAUUUUUAAGUACCUUCAAGGAUGCCCAUGAGUGAGAACAGAUGCACUUGUUUAGUUAUAUUAUCAGAUCCUGGGUGCUUGAUGAGUUAUGCUGUACUGUGAAACUGUAUUUAAUGCUCCAAGUAUUUCAAAAUACACAUUUUUCUGACAAUAUAAACAUGCAAUAAAAAGUUUGCUGGAGACAAUUAAGGGAACAAACCCAAAGGUCAAAGAGGCAUUUUAGCCAGCCAGGAAUGCAGGUGUUUCUUAAACAUUUACCGCUGACACAUAACAUUCGGGGGACAGUUUCUGUAUGUGUCAAUGGAUGUUCCUAGGUACAGUCUGUCGGGCUUCACAACUUUGCAUUAUUUUGUAAACAUCUGAUAUUGUUCAAUGAUCUUUGUGAGAAAGCUACAGUAUUUGUGCUCUAGGAAGAUAAAUCUUAGUCCAGUUACUUGACAUAGACUUAGGUAAGGUGUUUGUGAUGUUCAUGAAACAGAUGGAAAAUCAUUGUCAUUACACAACUAUUAAAACUGUGUUACAGGGAAUUGUGUACAGUAUUGAACACCAUGGGCCAGAUGUACUAAGCCUGAAAAGUGAUAAAUAUCACAGUGAUAAAGUACCAGCCAAUUGGCUCCUAACUGUCAUUUUUCAAACACAGCCUGUAAUAUGGCAGUUAGGAGCCGAUUGGCUGGUGCUUUAUCACAGUGAUAUUUAUAACUUUUCAGGCUUAGUACAUCUCCCCCCAUUAGAAUGGCAACAUAGAUUGCUAGAAUAACUUCACUUAUAGAGAAACUUUACUCAAAUUUUACAUUUAGUAUUGGGUUAGAGGUUAUCAUGUCAAAAUCAAAUGUGGGUUUGUACUUACCUAUAAAGGACAGUUUUGAUGAGAACUCCUAAAUGAUGAAUGGUUCAUAGCCAUCCUAUAGACCUACAUUUGACAUGUUUCAGCACUGAUAAGCAUGUCAGCAGCAGUUGUGCAAUGUAGAGCAAACACUGGACCAUUGAUCACAUAAGAGGACCUGUCACAUUAGGGACAUGGUCCAAGAAGCAGAACUAUCCAUUUUAUCUGAAUUUGGUGGACAUGUUCAAGCAAAAGCCAAAGUAAACUACUGCAUAGUCAUUUAGAAUUUCACUCCACAUUUUUUGGAAACCACACAAGAUUAUUGUCAUGGGAAAAACAGGAGGACUAAAGUUAAGAUGUAUUGUAGGGAGCCAGAAAAGUGUUCAGAUGCUAGGAUGCAUUUUGUGUUUUUCUAGUCAUCUAUAUAAUCAUCUAUAUAAUCAAACACUGUUAUCCAUAAUGGUUCAUGACUACGUUAGUUAUGGGUUGUCUACUGAAUUGAAGGUGUCAUAAAUAUGGAGACUCCAUGGUAAUGACCACAAAAUGUGAUGUAACUACAGCAAUUCAAUACUCCAAUGAUUUAAGGCCAAAUGUAACACACAAUGGCAUUACCAUCUACUCCUAUCCCUUUAUUGUAUAAUUAUAAAUAGGAGAAUCUUUAAGUCCUGAAUUUUGAAAUUAUUACUGGCUGUACAGUAUGUGUGAAACCAGCUACUAUUUGUUACAAGUGUCAAAUCAUUCAUACCUACAAUGUAACAAUGCCAGAUGGAACUGUCAAAAUGACUGAUCAACAGGGUGACAUAUUAAAACAUAUUUACUUAUCUAAAAAGUGUUACAAUAAAAACAAUGUGCUGAAACUGAAAGCCACUGGGCAAAUAUUUACAACCAGCAAUUUAAGUUCAAUUAAUGAAACUUAAUGUCACCGUUCUAUUUGUUUUACAAUAUAUUUGCACAUUUUUGUUUUCAUUAUUACAAAGUCACACAAAUCACAAUGGAACCAUCCAGUUUGUAGGCUGAAUUAUGAUCCAUGAAUACUGGUUCAUCCUAUGAAACUGCCUCUUGCACUACUUAGGGAAUAUCUAUGAAAUUGUGAUGAGCCUAACAUCCAUAGAAAAUGUCUGUUUUCUCUGGACAAAGACUAUCGCUGCUUACCAUCCUGUUCAUCAAAGAGUUAAUGCUGGGGAAAUCUCUGCUAUCUUCUCCUUUUUAACACUAUCCCCCAUAGACCUUUAUAGGGCUGGCAAACUAUUUAUAUCCUUGGAUUUGUGAGUAAUUUGGCAUUUUGACACAAAUUAAUGCCAACCUCAGCAUGUCGCCUGCUUACCACUCUUGUGCAUUGCAAUGAGUGCUGAGCAGGGCAUCGCUGCAACCUUAGGCUGCUAAAAAAAAUCCUCCUCUAUUAGGGAAUCAGUAUUUUCUUCUAGGAGGAGGUGAUCUUUGAUAAAUAGCGGUGGUACAGUAUGUAUCACUGAUAUAGUAACUUUUGCCCACUAGCCACUAAUGAUAAGCAGAACACAUGGUGUUCUUGUGAUAAUUGUCACUAAUUUUUACGAAAUUGCAUUUAUUUUCUUGACAAUUGGUUCAGCACAUAAAUGGCUUUCUCCAAUCUGUGGGACGUAAUUUGAAUAUGUCUAGAUUCUAGUGAAUUGUUAGGCUGUAUUCUUACAAAUGUUUUCCACAGUACAAAAAUGAGUUCAUGAAAUAGUGGGAGUUGUAUCAAAUCUUAUAAAGAGGACUAGUGGAGAAGUUGCCCAUAUCAACCAAUCAGCUUCUAGGUAUCAUUUAACAAGUACAUUCUGUAAAGUGAUAGCUAGACUGAUUGGCUUUUAUGGGUGAUAUCUCUCUCAUCGUGUUUCUGUUUAUUAGUUUGUUUAUAUUAGUAAGGAUAGAUGAUAAGAAACUUUUGGCCUAGGGAUGUCCUGAAAAAAAAUACUGAUAUUCUACGGCACUGUGAUUCACAAAAGUUUGAGAACCAUUGCACUAUACUGUAAUAUGAAUCUUUUUAACUUUGUGGAAUUUUUGCACACCAGAUUGUCAGACUCAUGUUCAAACUAAAUUAUACAUCACAUUAGGAUAUUUCCAUGUGAAGUUUUGAUGAAUAAAGUAAUCAAAAUAUAUAACUACAAUUAUUUUAUCAAAAUUGAACAUCAAUAUGUGAAACAAAUUCAACCAGGUGGCUAAAAGUAACCUUUUAAAACGCUGAAUUGUUCAGCAUUAAGUGAUGCCAUAUGUGCUGAGCUCCCAGAGGUCCAAAAACACAAUGCUCAUAUGAAAAAAUGUUUGCAGUAAAUCCGCUGCAUGAAAAACUGAAAAAUACCGCACAGAAGUAUACCUGACAUAAACCCAUGUAUAUUAUUAAACUGGGUUCUAUAGUGAUUUCAGCUAUGAUUAAAUAUUUUUUAGAAUUUUAAUUAUUUUGCUGAAAUUUGGGAUUACAAAUAUAAACUGUAUGACAGUCUCCGAAAUUCCUGUGGAAAAUAAAAAAUACAAUUUAAAACCACACAUACUGUACUACCAAGAGCAGGAUGUAAAUGAAGUCCGAAUUCAGCGGCUGUGCAGGAUACCGGCUGUAUGUUUUUUUAAAGGGGCAACGAUUUACCAGGCUAAGCCAUGCCUUGUAAAUUAUUGCCCUUUUAAAAUACCAUUCGAGUUCGCCCCACGGACAUGGAACUCAGACUUCAUUACACACGCCACAAGUGUGAAGAUAACAUAUACAAUAGAAUUAUUUGUGCACUCAAGUGACCUUGUAGAAAUGAGUAAUGCUAACAAGGUGUUCAUACAUAGAAUGGAGCACUCGUUUGGUGGCUGAUGUCAAUCACAGGAAAUUAUUACCCGUUUUUGUAUUUUGGGGGGUGAGUUACUCUAGUUUAAUAGAUAAACUAGUACAGGUUGAGUAUCCCAUAUAAAAAUAUUCCGAAAUACGGAAUAUUCUGAAAUACAGAAUAUUCCGAAAUACGGAAUUUUUUGAGUGAGAGUGAGAUAGUAAAACCUUUGUUUUCUAAUGGCUCAAUGUACACAAACUUUGUUUAAUACACAAAUUUAUUAAAAAUAUUGUAUUAAAUGACCUUCAGGCUGUGUGUAUAAGGUGUAUAUGAAGCAUAAAUGAAUUGUGUGAAUGUACACACACUUUGUUUAAUGCACAAAGUUAUUAAAAAUAUUGGCUAAAUUUAUCUUCAGGCUGUGUGUAUAAGGUGUAUAUGAAACAUAAACGCAUUUUGUGCUUAGACUUGGGUCCCAUCGUCAUGAUAUCUCAUUAUGGUAUGCAAUUAUUCCAAAAUACGGAAAAAUCCGAUAUCCAAAAUACUUCUGGUCCCAAGCAUUUUGGAUAAGGGAUACUCAACCUGUAUAGGCUGGUGCCUGUCUUGCCCUACCAGCCUUUGAUUUGCAGGGUAUGGCAGGACUUCUACUGUAGUUCCACAAUAGUUGGACAGACACACAUUGUAUACUAUUAAUCAUAUUACUUCAAUUACUGUAAAUUGUAAAUUGUACAGAUUGGAAGAACUCCCCGCCAUUAGCAGAUUUUAAUUUUUGUAGUCCCAGGGGACAUCCCCAAUAUGCAAUCUUGUCGGUGAACAUUUAUAAUGGGAUAAUGUGUCCCCAUCCCCAUACUAAACUGGAAGGAGGGAAUGUUAGAGAGGCUGGAAUAGCAUGAUCAUUACCUCCUUGGAAAUGAAAGGGUGAAAUGACCAGUAAUCCCCAAAAUAUUUGCAAAUACUAUAUACUGUAUAUUCUGAAAGUGCAGUAAAAUAUAUUUUUCAGUAUUAUGCUGAAAUUCUGCUGUAACUGUUAAAAAUUAAAUAUACAUCCCCAAAUCCAUGACACACAGGUGCAACUGCUCCAACAUAUUUUAUGCAAUGCCCCAUGACUUCUGCUGCAGGUAAAAAGCAAAAAUGCAUAUACAGUACUAUCUGUAAUAUGAGUUGUUGUGGUUCUGCCUCUGUAUACUAACCAAUAUAGAGAGGGAAUUCCUGCAUUAUGUCCAGCUGUCAGUCACAUCCCUGUUAAUUUGGCAACCUGCUACAGGGGAGUUAGAACAUGGUAAUCUUAUUUAAGUGUAAACCUUCCAGAACGCUCUUGUAUAUUAUUCAGCCUUUGGUACAUUUUAAAGUCAACCUGGUUUGUAUUGCUCUUUUUUUAGCGUACCUAUGCCCUACAAAUAAUGGAAGUGGCCUUUAUGUGUAACUUAAUCAGUAUUCAGUCUAUUUAUUGACCAGCUUGGUGACGCAACUAGUUCCCAGUGAUUUGAUAGGCUGUAAGCUUCCAAAUAUUUGAUCAGCACAAAAAAUGGGUGCCACCGCUAUUCAUACUGUAGGUGACACUGUUAUGGCAAUUUAGUACAUUGUCAUACCUUCCAACUGUCCCGAUUUAAGCGGAACAGUCACGUUUUUUUUUGGACUGUCCCGCUGUCCCACCCGUGGGCCGCAGUGUCUUGCUGUGAGGGGGCAGUUGGGAGGCUCCUGCAUUUGUUGCUCUGCUUAGCAGAGCAGUGGUGAAUAGACGCUGUGCGCAUGCGCACAGCGUCUAUUCAGUGGAGACAGGAAGUGAGGGGGCAUGCCAGCAGCUCACAGAGCGCUGUCGCAUGCCCCCUCAGUGAUGAAAAUUGGGGCAUGGGUCGUGAUCGUGGUCCCUCCAUGAAGCCACACCCCUUUCCAAUAGACCACGCCCCUUUUGGGCGGCCACACGCUUUGCGUGCACAGAUGUCCCUCCUUUCAAUACACAAAAGUUGGGAGGUAUGCAUUGCUGAAUUAUAUAUGAUCUACGCAUCUUCCCUGCAUCUCAUCCUUUGUACAACUGCUCAUAAAGCUACAUUUCUAUUAAUUCCGCCUACCACUUACUUCCUCUUACUUUUAUGACAAAUUAGUAUUACUGUACAUUACACUGGACAAUAUAAAAUAAUAGAACAGAUAUUUGGAAAAGUCUUGGGAUAUUGAUGUACUGUAUCAAUUUUAAAUUUGCUGUAUUUAAAAUUUCAAGUAAGCAUUUAUUUUUGGCCUUAAAAAAAUCUUAUUGUUUGUCCAAUUUACCAUUAAAUCUGACUGGCUAGGGUUGUAUGAGUCUGGUGUCUGUGUGGUGGUGGUAAAUCCUCAGCAUAGGAAAUGAUCUAAAAUAGACUUUAUCCAGAGUUUUGGGCUGAUAAAUCACAGAACAGUUAUUAUGACUAAGUUAACUAAGAUCUUGCAGAUUAGUUUAUGUUAUUGGGGAAAUAACAGGUUAGAACCUCUUGAAGUCACUGGGCUCCACAAAACAAUGAGUUGUAGCCUUCCUUGGUGUCAAGAUAGUUACUGAGCUUCAAGCAGCUGAAGCCGUAAUUGGCUGUAUACUGUACUUUCUGUGCCUUGUCCAAUCAACAACAAUCCUGAAUGUUACAUGUGAACACAUGGAUGGAAUUCUUAAGAAAAAAAUAAUACUAAAGUGUGCACUUGCAACUUUUUUCAGCACAUGUACAUAUCUCUAUAAAUAUAUAUAUAUAUAUAAAUUAAUAUAUAUGAAUAUAUUUGGUAAUGCCAAACAGCUGUGUUAUAUUGUAUUGAAAAGUAACACAAAUAAUGAGACCGUCUGGAUGUUUUUUUUUCUGUAGUUCGCAAAACUUGUAUGGCUGCCGCCUUUUCAGAAUAAAUGUACAGUCAAUUCUUGCAUAUUAAUUAUUUACUAUUAAAAGGGUCUUUUAUCGAUG
Messenger RNA from Pseudophryne corroboree (corroboree frog), 12036 nucleotides. It is a transcript of the gene UNC5D, whose product is annotated as unc-5 netrin receptor D. Bases 1626 to 4436 code for a protein of 936 amino acids. The record is from RefSeq and is a predicted model, not a curated record. Gene Ontology annotation, cellular component: membrane. Gene Ontology annotation, biological process: axon guidance; netrin-activated signaling pathway. Gene Ontology annotation, molecular function: netrin receptor activity; protein binding. NCBI's taxonomy places the organism in Eukaryota, Metazoa, Chordata, Amphibia, Anura, Myobatrachidae. The transcript is spliced from 16 exons.